This is a messenger RNA of Pseudo-nitzschia multistriata, 4336 nucleotides long. NCBI's taxonomy places the organism in Eukaryota, Bacillariophyta, Bacillariophyceae, Bacillariales, Bacillariaceae. The record is from the annotation of a GenBank genome assembly.
CACAAAACACAACGCGCAAAAUACAAAAGACAAACCGCAAACCGSAAACCGCAAACCACCCACAGCAGCACUGCAGCUAGGACCACCCACGGGAAAUCGAAUCGCCGAACACGAUGGUUUCGUACUCGCUCGAAGACGCCCUGCGGACCGUCCAGACCGGCGGCAGCGGCAGCAGCAGCAGCAGCAGCAACGACUGCGUCGGCGGAAACGACGACGACCAUGCCUGCGACGGAUCGCUCGCACGGUGGGAGCUGGAGGCGGAGAAGGAACCGCACAAUACGAACGGAGGGACCACCGAGGCUCCCUCCCGCGCAGAGGCGGUGCCCGUGACGCAGACCCAGACCGAGGCCCAGAGCCCGGCCACGCCGGCAAAGCCGCCGAAGCAACCCGUUCCGCUCCUCUCGGGGACCCUCGCCCUCGAAAACGGAGGGAGGGGGGUCUCGCUCAACGGCACCUGGCAGUACGAGGGGCCAGCGCCGUCCCCCGUCUUUCCCUUUGAGCUCUCCGCCACCCGGGACAACGGCCUCUCGGGCCCGAACACGGACCUCUCGAGGGACGGAAGCCUGAUCUUUUCGGGCAAGUUUGUUGCGCCCUCUGUCCACGUGACAAUGAAUGGAAAGCAGUCCCUCCGGAACAAGACCUUUCGGGAAAGCAGCGUCCGGAUCGAGUUCCGUUCCCUGAGCCGUUCCCCCGGCAACGAGCCGAACGCCCUGGUCUACCGCGUCGAGGGGUCCGGGAAGAACCAUUUUGGAACCUUUGUCCUGCACGGAACGGCUCGGAGGGGAACGUCCCCCGGUGGGUGGCCCCUGUCGGUCGUGCUCAAGAAGAUCUACCGGGGAAUCCCCGAGGAUCCCGUGGUGGUGGACGAGGAGAUCUCGACUUUCGCGUCCCCGAUACGCAAGGGGGAUGGCGCGGGCGCAGAAAACGACAGCGACAACCAGGUCUCCGACAAUGCCAAUGCCAACGAAAACGACAACAACAACGACAACGACAACUCCGACGAGGACAAGGAUGACGACGAUGACGACUACAUCCACCCCUCGAUCCAAGCCGCGGUCGAGGCCAAGCGGGAGUCGCUCUCGCCCCAGCGAUCCAUGGCGACAGGGAUUUCGCCGGAUCAGCAACAGGAAACGCCUGUGCAAGAGCCUCCGGAUCCAAUGCCGAGCGACAAUGCCAUCGAUCCACCCMGAGACGCGGAAGCCACGCGACAAGCAGACCAGCGAAACGACGAAGAGCGAAGGCGACGGGAGGAACUCCAACGGAGAACGAAACAGCAGGAACAAGAGGCACUGCAACGGAGAAGAGAACAACAGGAACAAGAGCAACGAGAAUGGGAAGAGGAGAUGCGCCGGCAGCGGUCGUCCUCGCCGUCGUCGUCGGCCGUGGACCAGGUCAACGGCAGGGGGAUGUGGCACGCGUGGACCCGGAGUUUCGACACGCCGCUCCUGGCCCUCCUCGAUCUCUUUGACAAUGCCGUCGACGCCAGCUGGACGCUCCUGCCGGAGGGAAAGAACCCAGACCGACCGGUUUCCUCGGGGGCGGUCGAAGCAAUCCACCGUCCCAAGAUCCGCGUCGACAUGGACACGAUCGGCCGCAACGGGGUCGUCCUGAUCAACGCGUCCAGGUUCAUCCCCCCCCUCAAACAGGUCCUGCAGGUCUACAAGUCGAGCAAGGCCGGGGAUGCGGACAACAGCAUCGGGGAAAACGGGAUCGGGGUCAAGCACGCAUGUGCCUCGCUCUCGACCCUUUCCUUUGUCUUUACCAAGACAACCAGAAGAGACGCGGACGGGAGCCAGCGGUCCGUCCUCAGCAUGGGAAUCCUCAUGCAGGAGUUGCAGCGGGACGACGGGAUCGUCCUGCCUUCGGUGGGCUGGACGCUGGACGCAGACGGGGAACGAGCCAGAGGCGCGGACUCGGAAAACGAGUUUGUCUUUGAGAUUGGCGACCUGGAAACCAAGCUCGAGGCGAUGUGCGACAAGCACCCCAGGACGUGGGGCAGGGCCGUCCGCGAGUACGGGGGCUAUCACCGGAAGGACGGGAUCGAUCAGUGCCUCCAGCACAUGGACGUCCUGCUCUCCCACCGGGACUGGAGGGACUGCGACAAUGUCUUUUGCGUGGUGCUGACCAACCUCAAGCACGCGGCCUUUGACCAGGGGGCCGGGGACGACGACCACGAGCAAAACGAAGCGGUGACCAUCGAGAUCGAGGACCACGGCAGCCCGGUCCGGGCCCGGCGGAACGGAUCGGGGAGGGAGGCUCCCGGCCCGAGGGCCAUUGCCUACCACGAGGUCCAGCGGGGAGGGGACGACGACGAGGACGAGGACGCCCAGCGGUCUCUCUCGCUCCUGCACACGCUCCGGGACCAGCUGCCCUACCUCUACCUCCACCUGCACGACCUGGACGUUUGCGUCCAGGGAAGCCCGAUCGAAUCCAUAUACUGGGAACGCCGGCUGGCCGAGCUCUCCCGGUUCGAGCUGCAGGUUUCCCAGACGGAGCUCUGGAGCAAGAUCAGCAAGAGCCGGUACGAACCGAACCACGUUCGGAACGUGUACGAGAUCGACGAUCCCUCCAAGGUGGUCCGCUUCUUUUGCGGGUUCGAUCCCUACCGGUGCCGGGUGCCCGUGGGCUCCAAGACGGAAGGCGGGGAGGGCAGCGACAAGACCGCGAUGACCCCGGUCCCCGGAGGGAACCAGGUCAUGGGUGGGAACAACUCGGCCCUCAAGGUGUAUCUCUACAGCCGGCAAUCGGGCCGGCUGAUCAAGGUCCGGAACGAUCCGCGAAACGAGUUGGGCCUAACGGGGGGAUCGACGGACUUUUGCCAGGGAAUGACCGUGAUCAUCGACGACUACAACGGGACGCUUCCGCUCAACCCCACCAAGCAGGACACGGCCUACGGGCAUUCCAAGCACGGUCAGAUCCACGCUUCGAACGUCAGCGAGUGGACGGCAGCCAUUGCCCACUUUUACUGGAACUACUACUACUACCGGCUGGGGGAUUCCAAGACGGCGAUUCGGGAGGCGGUCCUGGAAACGAAGCCGUCCCUGGAAGAAGCCUACCGGCACUACCAAGACCGAGAGCAGAUUGAAGAAGACAACGAUUUUGUCUCCAUCGUCCCGCUCUGCAAGGGGACCUUCAUCUCGUACGACAACGUCGACUUUACCCUUCGGAACUACCGCGGCGUUGCGACGAUCCGGUGCAACAAAAAGUGGAGGGAGACGGCUGUUCCGAAGAUAGCCCGCCACGAGGUUGUUCGGUUCAGCGAGGAGUUUGUGGCGAGUGCGACCAAAAGGCGUGCCGCGACCGCUAAGAAGAAGCGCGACACCCUGGACCUUGCCGCGGGCCACCGGGUCUCCCAGCGCGUGACGUCGCUGGAGGUGGUGGGGCCCCCACCGGCCAAGAGACUGCGGAGCUCCCACCACGACGAGGCAAGGAUCGACCUCUUGCGCGACGACAACAACGACGACGGUGGCGGCGGUGAGAAUUCCGACCAUCCACAACAACCUCCCAACGGCGAUCAAGCCUAUGGACGAGUAUCCGACGGGCGGACGGAGUCCUUCGAGGAACGCGGCAGGCAGGAUGGCGGAAGCCAUCCCCAGGCCGCUGUGGGAUUCCAGGUCCAGCAUCUCCACCAGCAGCUGCAGCAGGCAUGGUACGAUAAUUCCCGCCUCGAGCAGGAGUGCAGCAGGUGGAGGAGGCAGGACGCCGUCCUGCAGCAAGAGUGCCAGAACCUCCGGCUAGCAAAGGCAGCCAACGAACGAGAGUUAUACGACCUCAAGACCUUCCAGCUAAAAGCACGGGGGGAUGUGGAACGGCUGGUGGCAGAGGUCGAACACCUGCGAAACAGAGGGGCUCCGCCCCAACACCAGCCCAACCAAUUUUCUCCUGGAGGCCCCGCAGCGGAGCAUGCGCAGGUGGACAAGCUCCGGCGCGAGGUCCAGGUGUACAAGUCGCGGGCGGAAUUCUACAAGAAGGAAACCGAGUCCAAAAAGGCGCAGAUCGAGAACCUCGUCCAGGAACGAAGGCGGUUCGAGGAGCGUGUCCAGGAGCUCGAAGAUGCCCAGCUAGAUGACAACGGCGGGAGCAAUCCUUUGGAAAGCAUAGUGACGAUCUGAGAAAGGAAACCAAGCAAACACGCAGGGGAAGCGGUUUGGAGUGUCCGCUGUUGUUUCGUCGAAUGAUGUUUUUGGUUCGCUGAACGAGGAACGCGUUCGCAACGGACGGGAGGACUCAUUGGGUACAAUACUCCGAGGUGGUUGGUUGUAGCGAAAAUGAAAACGAAAAGAGUAGCUAGAAUGAAAAACAAUGGACUUCAUAACAAUAUAAAGAACUAAACAUU